AAUAUAGCUUACAGUUUAGCUUUUAAUUUUUGCCCUGCGGCGGAAUUUGCUAUCAAUGUUUCUCAUUGACGUUUUUUCCACAUGUCUAAAUGUUAUUUUAAAUUCAGUUGUCUUAAAUCUUAACGUGGCAUAUGUGUUAUAAGGUCAUCAUUGUACUGAAAAAUAAAAAUGGUGCAGCCUACUCUUUCUUCAUCGAUUCAAAAUCUCAUGAAGAGGAUAUUCAACAUAAACAUGCUGAAAGAAGUGAUAAAACAUUAUGAACUAGAUGAAAAAAGCAAGAAACUUUUUGACAAAAAACUGCAAAAAUAUCGGCACCAUAAGCACUUCUAUGCAUUUGAAGACAAGCAACGUUCAACAUCGCAUUUAAACAAUGAAGAAAUAUUUCAAGUGAUGUUCGAGAUGCUACUUGAAUUGAUAGACAGUCAACUUGACAACUGUAACUUCAAUCACAGAAUGUACAGCCUAAGUGAAAACUUGUUAGACAUUUGCUACAAUCAAUUGCAAUUUUCAAUUGACGUCCUUAGCAUUGAUACCGAUGAUUUCAAGGUUAUUCUAAAGUACAUUCAAAACACUCAUUCACGUUUUCACGAUCAUUACACAAGUAAAGUUGAAAAUAUCUUCACUGUAAAAGAAAAUGAUGACACAAAGUUUAUGAAAAAUUUAGACAACAUAAAAUUACUUUGGUAUGGAACUGAAGUUCAUAAAGUAGCCGAUAUUUUAUUCCAAGGUUUCAAUGGCACACGACUAAAUAACCGUUCUUUUGAUGAAGAAAUAUGCUUUACAAAUAUUGCGUCCAAAGCUGCGAAUCAUUGCGGUACCUACGGAAGGAAUAAAAAUGGCGUUUUAUUGCUUUGUGAAGUUGCGUUGGGAGAUGUUGUUGAGAGCUACAAAACUGAUGACGGGCAGCAGUUACCUUUUGGCAAACAUUCGAUCUUUGGAAGGGGAUUUUUAUCACCGGAUCAAACACUUGCAGAGAAAUUUUCUGGAGUUGAAGUUCCUUGUGGACCACUUGUUGAAUUCUUCCGUAGGACGGACUUGCGCCAUGAUAAGUUUAUUGUGUAUAAUGAAAAUCAAGUCAGAAUUCGUUACAUUGUGACCGUUAAAUUUGACUAUACUUCUCGGUAA
Cotesia glomerata is the source of this 1125-nucleotide messenger RNA. Its product is annotated as poly [ADP-ribose] polymerase 1-like. The coding region runs from base 169 to 1125 and encodes 318 amino acids. The record is from RefSeq and is a predicted model, not a curated record. The transcript has 2 exons. Lineage: Eukaryota; Metazoa; Arthropoda; Insecta; Hymenoptera; Braconidae. Gene Ontology annotation, molecular function: NAD+ poly-ADP-ribosyltransferase activity.